Messenger RNA from Enterobius vermicularis (human pinworm), 1310 nucleotides. NCBI's taxonomy places the organism in Eukaryota, Metazoa, Nematoda, Chromadorea, Rhabditida, Oxyuridae. The record is from the annotation of a GenBank genome assembly.
AUGUUUACUAUUUUGUGGCAGAAACCAGGACCAAAGGAUAUUAGCACUAUUUGCUUCACCUCAGGUACCACCGGAGUCCCGAAAGGUGUGAUUUUAACUCACGGGAAUAUGAUAGCAACAACUGUAAUGUUCUUCCACGUGAAGCGUUUCGCAAUGGUUCCCAGUCAAGUGCUUCUAAGUUUCUUACCGUUGGCCCACAUGUAUGAACGAAUCUGCGAAAAUGCAGCCAUUGCGAUUGGUUGCAGAAUAGGUUAUUAUAGUGGUGAUGUGCGAAAUUUACUAGAUGAUAUGCAAGCACUAAGGCCAACUGUAGUGGCGAUGGUUCCUCGCGUCUUAGACCGUAUCUACGACCGCCAAUUAAUAACUGUUAGUGAGCAAACAUUUUUAAGGCAGUAUUUCUGCAACGAAACUUUAGCGGACAAAUUGGUUUUUCAAAAAAUCAGACAAAAGUUUGGUGGGAAUCUACUGCUGAUAUUUACGGGUGCAGCUCCUGUAUCUCAAGAAGUACUACAGUUUUCACGUGUUGUUUUAGGAUGUUCGAUAGUGGAAGGAUACGGUCAGACAGAGUGCGUUGCUGCUUGUACGGCCACUGUCGAAGCUGAUUUUACGGCGGGCCAUGUUGGCACACCUAUGCUAAAUACGGCGGUAAAAUUGGUCGACGCCUCUGAGAUUGGUUACUUUGCUAAGAACAACGCUGGAGAAAUUUGCGUUAGAGGUCCAAGUGUUUUUAAGGGGUAUUAUAAAGAUGAAGCAGCAACACGUGAAGCAUUAGAUGGCAGUGGUUGGCUUCAUACUGGUGAUAUUGGGAGCUGGAAUAAAAAUGGUACUUUGAAGAUAAUCGAUAGGAAAAAAUUCAUUUUCAAACUGCAACAAGGCGAAUAUAUUGCACCAGAAAAAAUAGAGAAUAUAUUCAUUAGGUCGCAGUACGUAACUCAAGCUUUUGUUUAUGGUGAAAGCCUUAAAUGUAGUCUGAUAGCCAUUGUUGUUCCAGAUGACCAGGUAUGGUUGGAUUGUGGUUUGAAGUUUAUGUUGAGGAAAUUAGCUGCCGAAAGCUUCAGUAUGAACAAUGCUUCGCUGAGUGACAUUUGUUCUAACGUCAAUAUCAAAAGACAUGUUAUGAACGAUAUGAACAGUAUUGGCAGAAGAAACGGAUUGUUUUCGUUCGAAUGCGUAAAAGACAUAUAUCUAACCGUAGAACCAUUUACGGUGGAAAAUGGGCUUUUAACGCCAACGUUCAAGAAUAGGAGAAAUAAUUUUAAGAAACAAUACAGUUCAGUUAUUGCAGACAUGUAUUCAAAACUGAAGUAAGU